ACAACCAUGACAUUAUUGAACAAUACACGUCAGCAGCAUCGGAUGCAGGUGACAUUUCAUCAUUUCUAAAUCCCAUUUGUUUUAUACCCCAGUCAGUAAAUUUGUAUUCGUAUUCGUAACGAAGGUAAAUCAGAGGUGGUGUGGCAUCACCCCUCCCAAACAGCUUCACUUCAAACCUGCUGCUGCUGCUGCUUUACAGUAUAUUUGUCACCCUUCCUUUGUGCGUCAAAUCAAAGGAUAGGAAGAUCUUGAGUCUAGAUCUUUCGCAUUUCCAUAUAGUCCGUGUGCCAUCAUGGAUCUGUUGGGGAAGAAAGAGAGGCGAGGCAAGGAUGUAAAAGGCGUGCUGAAGAGGAACUGGCUUCUCUUGGCGACCAUCACUUCAGUUAUACUGGGAAUAGGUCUUGGAGUGGUGGUACGGGACUAUUCCUCUGUGUCCCAUCUUGGGAAGCAGUACUUUGGCUUCCCUGGAGAAAUCCUGAUGAGAAUGCUAAAGCUUGUCAUCCUGCCUCUCAUCGUCUCCAGCAUGAUAACAGGAGUGGCAGCAUUGGACUCUGAAGUAUCAGGCAAGAUCGGUCUUCGCGCGGUCCUUUAUUACCUCACCACUACCAUCAUUGCCGUCUGUCUAGGAAUCCUUCUUGUGACGACUAUUAAGCCCGGGGUCUCUCAGAAUGCUGAUCAUAUUGACAGAACAGGAAACACUCCAAAUGUCACCACUAUUGACACCCUGCUGGACAUUAUUCGGAACAUGUUUCCAGAAAACCUUGUGCAGGCCUGUUUUCAGCAGUAUAAGACGCAACGCAAAGAGAUUGAACUGCCAAAACCGAACGUUAACGCAACUACAACAACAUUUCCACCAUUUACAACUAUUAUCUCAAAUGUUGCACAGAAUUUGACCAAGGACUACAAGAUUGUUGGAGCAUAUUCAGACGGGAUUAAUGUUCUUGGUCUCAUCGUAUUCUGCGUGACCUUCGGCCUGGUCAUUGGCAAGAUGGGUGAAAGGGGACGCAUCCUACUCGAGUUCUUUGAUGCGCUGAAUGAAGCCACCAUGAGACUCGUUCAAAUUAUCAUGUGUUACAUGCCUAUUGGAAUUUUGUUCCUAAUUGCUGCCAAGAUCAUCGAGGUGGAAGACUGGGAUAUCUUCAGAAGAUUCAUGUACAUGGUUACGGUUCUGAGCGGACUAGCCAUCCAUUCCAUCGUAUUUCUUCCUCUCAUAUACUUUGUGGUCGUGAGAAAGAAUCCGUUCAGCUUUGCUCUGGGAAUGGCACAGGCCCUGGUCACCGCACUCAUGAUUUCUUCAAGUUCGGCCACCUUGCCAGUCACCUUCCGAUGCGCAGAGGAAAACAACAGGAUUGACAAGAGGAUCACCCGCUUCGUCCUGCCAGUCGGUGCCACCAUCAACAUGGAUGGGACGGCACUCUACGAAGCUGUUGCUUCAAUAUUCAUAGCUCAGUUGAAUAACUAUGCCCUGGAUGCUGGACAGAUUAUCACUAUAAGCAUCAUGUCAACGGUAGCCAGCAUUGGUGCAGCAGGAGUUCCAAAUGCUGGACUGGUAACCAUGGUUAUAGUGCUCACAGCGGUGGGCCUUCCCGCUAGUGAUGUCACUCUCAUCGUUGCUGUUGAUUGGCUGCUUGAUCGCUUCCGUACCAUGAUCAAUGUCCUUGGAGAUGCAUAUGGCGCUGGAAUAGUCCAGAAGCUGUCGAAGCGAGAACUGGAGAGGAUGGACCUCAUGUCAGACGUGGAUGCCGUCAACCCAUUUGCACUGGAGACCACGCUGGAUGAUGAUGAGUGCGAGAAGAAAUCGUACGUUAAUGGUGGCUUCACCGUUGACAAAAGCGACGCCAUUUCCUUCACUGAAACCUCACAGUUUUAGAGGUAAGAGCUAGCGGAGGGUUCGGAGAUGUGGGAACCAUUCAUAAAAUCAGUGCCAUGGCAAAGACUCAUUACAGGAGACAUGACUGAGUACAGACAUUAGCAAUACCUGGCUGUUCAGCUUCCUUCAUUUGUUCUAUAACCGUGCCCUCAAACUCAUAGAGAAGCGAGAAAAAAAUGUCAAGGAACAACUAUGUGCUUCCGCAGUUCAUGUUGCCAAGAAUUAUGCAAAUAUAUUUCAUUUUUCUUCAUUAACUAAAGUUGGUUACUUGCGGUUUUUGUACUAACCAAUUGCUUUUUAGCCGUAAGUGAAGUUCUAACAUAUCAUUUGUAGGCUGUGCAAUAUGGGCUAGUUGCACAAUUUGGCAUCGGUGAGCUUUUGCAAAGAAAAAGUCCGGACACCAAUUUCCAGUCGUUUAACACUAUCGAGUUGUUUUGGCUUAACGAAGGGCUCUGCGAUGUAAAGAGGAUUUGUCAUAUCGCUUACAUAUUACGUUCUUCUUUUUUAUCUAAAAAACACCCAGAUUUGCCGGCCAAACAUCCUAUGUUUCCCAUACAGUGUUAUAUGACCGGAAAUUAAUCUGCCGACUCUGUCGUCCCAAAUGCUCACUAGCGCCAUCUUGUGCAAAAAGCAAAUUGCACGUGUAUUGAUUUGAUUUGAAAGAAAGAUAUUAGUCUACAGUGUGUAUUGCAACAAAAAGCAUGCUCCUAAUCAGACAAUGCUUUUCAAACACAAAACGCCUGACUGUUGCUUUAAUUCCAUUUGUUUUUGUGAUUUUAGUCUUGAAUUCUGUAUUUGCACUUGUUAUCAAAAGCCAAAUGUUGAUGCGUGUCUUUCAUUUCCAAUUAGUGCCAAAUUGAAUGUGUCAAUAUGAUGGAAACGUUUUUUAACUAACAUUUAAAAUGAAGGAAAAUACUGCAUGAUGCAAAAAGGAGUACAGAAAUGGCCUUAGAGUGAAAAUUAAAUCCGUACACAUUUUCAAUACAUGAACAAUUUGUUUCGUCAUAAAUAACAUUGAAGGUGGCAAGCCUUAAUUGUUUCUUCAGCAAGCCACGGAUUCUUAUAUUUUUUAUUUAAUUUUAAUGAAACUAUGAAUACAGAUGUCUACGACUGAGUGCCAAUUUCAUGCCAUCGAGGCUGUUUUAUAUACAUAUAUAUUUUACAUUUUUAUUUCAUUUAUAUUCUGUUUUACAUUAGAAAUGAGAAAACACUUUCAAUGUUAAGUAUUAAUGGUCUGAGUUUGGAGUUCUGAAACUGAAUUUUCACCAUAAAGCACACUAAUAUAUUACUGUACAGUACAGCAGUCAAAUUAGUUCAUACUGUAAAAUUCAACAAGUACUGUAUGUGUAUCCACAAAACAAUAAAGAUAAACAUCUGAAAAACA
Triplophysa dalaica is the source of this 3254-nucleotide messenger RNA. RefSeq names its product solute carrier family 1 member 1 (gene slc1a1). Lineage: Eukaryota; Metazoa; Chordata; Actinopteri; Cypriniformes; Nemacheilidae. The record is from RefSeq and is a predicted model, not a curated record. Gene Ontology annotation, molecular function: L-glutamate transmembrane transporter activity; glutamate:sodium symporter activity; L-cysteine transmembrane transporter activity. Gene Ontology annotation, cellular component: plasma membrane. Gene Ontology annotation, biological process: L-glutamate transmembrane transport.